AUGGACGGCGGGGGCGACGACGCUCGCGACGCCGCCGUCGUCGCGGAGACGCGCGGCGCGGACGCGGCGCAGCCCCUGGACGAGGACUGCGAGGUGUUAUACGAGCCCUCUCGAGGCGGAGCGUCCGCGUCUUAUCAGCCGAAUUCGCCUCGGGCGUCGUCGUCGUCGUCGUCGCGAGACGUCGACGGGGCGUCGAGCGCGCCCCCGGGCGGCGACCGCGGCGAGCGCGACUUCUGGGAGACGUUCCAAGACUUGCACUCCACGCUCGUGGAGACGACGGGCACGCACGCGAAGGGCGCGCUGCACGCGCUCGCGCCGCACUGCCUGCGGCCGUUCGCGCGCGUCACCCCCGAGCUCGUGCAGGAGCUCACGCUCGAGCACGUCAAGCUCCUGCUGCCGACGAUCGAGGCCGUCCUCGUCGCGCUGCACCGCCAUCCCGCGGGGCUCGUCUACCUCGUGGACGAGGACGAGGAAGUGGCGCACGCCGUCUUCGGAGGCGCCGCGAAUUUCGCCGCCGCCUCGUUGGAACGCGCGGACGAACUGAAGGCCACGCGCGAUGUUCGCGCGCGGUUGCUCGACCUGAUGAAGGUCCUCAUCACCCCGGGCGACGGCGAGGGCGUCGCGGAUUGGGCGACGCGCGCGGACGCGGCGCUGCGCGAGGAGGCGCAGGCGCGUCCCCCGGAGUUGCCGACGAGGCGAUGGAGCGGCCGCGGCGGGUUGCCCAGUUUUUUCGACGUCGCCGCGCCGCGAUGCGAGCUGAGCGUGUACGUGCAGCUCGUGAGGGACGCCGCGGCGAAGGCCGCGGCGAAGAGCAUCGCGCAAGAGGCUGCCGCGGUCGCGUCCGCGUCCGCGUCCGCGUCCGCGGUGGACGGCGACGCGAGCGCGCGGGCGUCGAACGAAAACGAUGACGAAAACGAAGAAGGCGACGACGGCGCGGACAGCGCGGACGAGCGCGAGGAAGUGCUCUCGUCCUUCCGCGACCUUCUCUACGGAGGCGUUCCGGAUACGGGGUACGGCGGGACGCGUUCUUCCGCGCUCGCGCGGCGUGGCGACAGCGCGCGCGAACGCCCGCGCGGUCGCGGCGGUCGCGGCGGCGGCGGCGCGGCGGCGGCGGCGGCGGCGGCGGCGGCGGCUCAGACGAACCCGUUCAUGGGUCUCCCGCUCCUCGCGCCGCCGCACGUGACGCGCACGGAGAGGCUCGCGAAGGACGUCGCGUCGUACGCGGUCGAAUCUCUCCGCGCGCACUCCAGGGCGUUGAACGCCGCCGCGGAGACGCUCUCGCGCGCGACGGCGCGCGGCGGCGGCGGCGGCGGCGGCGGCGAAAACGCAGACGCACAGCUGUCACCGCGCCACGCGCUGGCGCUCACCGCGGCGACGCUCGCGGCGCUCACGUCCGCGGCGGAGGAGACGCCGCUGGAAGCUGCGGGCGUCGUCCGCGACGCCGCGGCGGCGGCGCUGAGGCUCGGAUUAGCGCUCGCGGACGUGGACGACGACGCCCGCGGCGGCGGCGACGGAGAUCGCGACGACGAACCGGACGUCGACCUCACGGGGGCGUGCGCGGCGUCGCUGAGAAAGUACGUCGGCGCCGCGUUAUCGCGGCACCCAGCAGCACUCGCGAACGUACGCGCGUGCCUCGCCGCGACGCUUCUCGCGCGUCCGUUUCAGAGGCAGCCGCCGCUCGCGGCGGACGCUUCGGCGUCCUACGCCGCCGCCGCGUCGUUGUCGUCGUCGUCGUCGACUGCUCCGGGGAUUGCGUCGCCGUUGCUCGACGAGAACGGCGAAUUUCGACCCGCGGUCGCCGCGCGAUGGGCGCGCGUGGGCGCGAGCGAUUCAAACGCGCUGCUCGUCGCCCUCGGCGUUCUCGACGACGCCGCCGCCGCCGCGGGCGGCGGCGGCGGCGGCGGCGGCGGCUCGAGACCCUCGCGCGAUUUCGGCGGCGACGCGAUCGUCCCCGCGGGCGCGCCGACGGUCUUGCCGCCGACGACCGACACCCUCGACCGCAUCCUCGCCGCGUUGCUCUGCGCACUGUUCGCCUGGAGCCGCGGCGACGGCCGCGACGACGACGCCGCGCUCGCGCGCGCGCUCGCGAGGCACGCGCUCGCCGUCGUCCGCGGCGCGCCGAUGCUCGACCGUCACGUCGACGCGCUCCUCGUGGCGAUGAAACUCUCCGGCUCGAACGCGCGCGACGCCGGCUCCGGCGUCGCGGAGGCGACGACGACGCUCGCGCACGCCGUCUUCGGCGUGCCCACGCGCGGCGGUGGCCCGUCGCUCGCGGACGCGUGCCUCCCCCCCGCGCUGUGGGAAGGGUUCGUCCGACGCGUCGUCGUGCGCGAGACGUUUCCGAGCGCGGGGAUGUUAUCGUUGGCCGGCGGGUGGCUCGUCGCCGCGCUCGGCGAGGCCGCGGACGACCGCGACGAGUGCGGAUACGACGUCGCGCGGAGACUGUGGUCCGCCGCGCUGGACGUCGUCCGCGCCGCGGGCUGGGUCAGCGAAAGGAGCGUCGGCGUCGCGCCGUUUCAAGGCUGGUACGCCGCCGCCGCGGGGGCGCCCGGGUUUAGCACCGCCGACGCGCGCUCGACUCGCCGGUCGAAUCACCAUCACCACCACCACGCCGCUCGCGUGCGCGAGCGUCUCGAUCUGUGCCUGCUCGCGUUCCACGGGCUCCCGCGGACGCAGCGUGCGGCGUGUACGGCGUACGCGCUCGCGCUCGCGUCUUCCGGGGAGGGGUUCGGCGCGAGCGAUCGCCGCGGCGGCGCCGUCGCCGUCGCCGCGCGGUCCCACGCCGCGCUGCUGGCGGCGCACUGCCUGCGUCAUUUCGAUCGGUGCCCGGCGUGGCUCGCGGAGCGCGCGAGGAAGGUGGUCAAGGGCAAGAUGGAAGACGAGGACGACGGGGACGAGGACGAGGACGACGACGACGACGACGACGAGAACGACGACGACGAGGACGACGAAGAGAAAGACGACGUCGCGGCGGAGGGCGGCGACGACGACGCGGACGACGACGCGGACGACUUCGCCCGCGCGCUGAUGACGAUGCCGUGCGGGAUGAUAAUGAAGCCUAAGCCUAACGACGGACGGCGGCGCCGACGACGCCGUCGUCUCGGAGCAUCCGGGAGCUCGCGCGCGGGCGCGCUUCGCGCGUUGCUCGUGUCGAUUCACGACCGCGCGAGGGAAGACGACGACGGCGACGACGGCGAUUUCGCGGCGUCCGCGUCGUCGCCUUCGCUUCCCGGGGUCGUGUCCAUGGACGCCGUCCGCGCGGCGGCGAUAUCUCUCGCGGAUGGCGGCGCCACGUCAUCACAUACGAGCGAUGCAGCCGGCGCCACGUCGACGAUGUACAAAUCAAACAGCGCGCUGAGCUUGGAGCUCGCCGUCGCCGCCGCCGCGGACGCGGGCGCGCCGCCGCCGAAGGAGUCUCCCGGUCGAACCACCUCGACGCGCGCGAACGGAGAGGUGCGCGCGUACGCGAGGGUCGCCGCGUGGGAGCUUCUCAUGACGCUCCCGCCGUCGAAAUCGCCGCGCGCGUCCGAAGACGUCGUCAACGGUGAGCCGAGCUCGCCGCCGCUCGGGCGAACGCCCGGGACGAUUGCGUUUUUGUGGUCGCGAGCGGAAGCGAGCGCCGGUUGUUUGGACUCGUUGUACAUCGCGCCCGCCGUGCGCGCGAUCGCGAGCGCGUUCGGGGACGACCAAGAAACGGAGCGGUGGCCUUCGAACGCGACGGCGUCGAGGGCGGCGCUGGCGUGCGCGGCCGCGGACGUGACCUCGAGGGGCGCGUCUCACGCGCUGACGCGAGGAGGGGCUGCGUUUUCUUCUUUUUCAGACGCCGCGGCUUCGACGUCUUCGUCGCCCUCCUCCUCCUCCGAGCCCGCGUGGGCAUCGCUCGCGGACCUCGCGGUCGCGCUCGCCGCUUCGGUUAAGAAGUGGACGACCCGGACGAUCGAGCGGCGGUUCUGCCCGAGCGAAGCGCGCGCGAUUCGAUUGCUGCUCCUCGCCGGGCUUCCGUGCGCGGAGGCGUCGCGCGCGCUUCGAAAAAUUCGAAACAGCCUCGACGCGGAGAUCGCCGCGGUGACCAGAGGCGACGGAUCUUGGGACUCGCGCAGGCAGGACGCGCUGACCGCGUGCGCGGCGAUCGCGCCGCGGUCCAGGCUGGGUCCGGCGGUCAGCGACGCCGCGGUCGCGGCGCCCGCCUACCUCGGCGCCGCGUCCGGGGAUGGCACGGAAUCCGCGCUGCUCGCGUGCCAGCUGGCGUUGCACCAGUGCCUCGACGCCGCGCUCGUCGCCGUGCGCGCGGACACCUCGAUGACGGACGACACCGACGACGUCGGCACCACCGACGACGACGCCACCGACGACGACGACAACAGCGCGCUCGCAGCCAGCACCGCCGCGCGUUUAGAGCUCAUCGCGAGCGACCCCGCGUGCGAAUUCGCGUGGACCGCCGCCGGCGACGCCGCCGCCGCGUUGCGCGCCGUCGGCGGCCACCCCCCCGCGGACGGCGUCGUGACCUUCCCCAUCGACCGCGCGACGCCGUGCCCGGCGACCGCGAUCGGGGAGCUGCGCCACGACGACGCGCCCUCCGCGGUGGAGGCGGUGUUGCAAGCCGCGGCGGCGGCGGCUGGGGCGAUGCGGCUGGGCAUCGGCAGCGCGGGUGACGCCGCCGCGUUGCUCGAGGCUUCGGUCGACGCGCUGUCGAGGGAUUUGCAGUUUACGCCGGACGCGAACGUGUCGCUGAUGGAGGUGCUGAGGAAACUCGCGAGGGUGGAGCCGGCGCCCGCGUUCGCCGCGGCGUCGAUCGCGCGCUGGAACGAAGCCGCGGGGAAAGAACGCGCGUGGGACGACGACGACGACGACGACGACGACGACGACGACGCGUCUGCCGCCGCCGAGACGGUCGAGCCCCCCGCGGAAGAAGAAGACCCCGCGGGGGCGGACGUGGAGAUGAAGGACUCCGUGGACGUCGGACCCGCCGCCGCGGACUGGGUCUUGUGCGCGCUCUUGACGCCGUCGCACGCGCGAUGGAGCGCGGAGUCGUCGCUCGCGCCGGCGGAGAUCGUCUCCGAGGCGAACCGCGUCGCGAGCGCGUUUCUCGAGCUCUCGUUGUCGCCCUCCGUGGCUGUCCGCGGCGCGUCCUCCGCGCUUCUGUCAGACCUCGUGCAACACGCGCGCGAGAAGAACUCGAACGCGAACGCAGCGAUGCGAGCGCCUAUCGCGCUGCUGAGCGCGAUGCUUCGGCGGCUCCCCGUCGCGUGCGAGACGCGACCCGCCGGCGACGCGUCGCGGUGCAUUCGGACGACGAUACGUCUCGCGCUCGGGCACGGCGUCGCGGGCGCGCGCGCGGUCGCCGGCGCGCUCACUGAGUUUGUGACGAACGCGUCCGCGGUCGCGGUGGAUCAGCACGACGCGUUAGCGACGCUGCACGCGGAACUGAGGGUCAUAUCCUCGCUGUUGUCGCCGCCGUCGCCGUCGCCGUCGCCGCCGCCGCCGCCGCCGCCGCCGUCGAAAACGUACAUCGCGCGGCGGCCGCCGUCCGAGACUGGCGAUCUCGCCGCCGCGGACGCGUUCGCGUCGUGGGCCGCGGGAGGGGAACCCGCGGCCGCGGCGGCGCGGGACAUGACCGACGCGCAGCUCGACGCGAUUCGCACGUCGGCGUUGGCGCGCCUCGCGGCGAUUCGCGACCUCCCUUCGCCGGCCCCGGCGCGCGCCGCCGGCGGCGGAUCGACGUCCGCGACGACGACGACGACGACGACGACGACGACGACGCGCGCGGCGGACGCAGAGACCGCGGAGGAGAACAUUCGCGACUGGGAGCGCGAGAUGGAGAGAGAGUUUCUUCACGACCUCCCGUCCCCGAGGACGCGCGCGAACACGGCGGCGAUCGCCGCGGAGGCGGCGGAGGCUGGCCUCGAUCUCCUCCGACGGAACAUGUCGCCCGGCGCGCGGUCGCGCCUUCUCACGUCGUCGCUGUUCUCCGACUUGGACCUCUCGCUCGGCCUGAGCGGCGGCGUUGGCGGCGGCGGCGGCGACGACGACGACGACGGCGGCAUCGGCGGUGGAAGGGACGACGCGCGCGCGAACGCCGGGGCGUUGACGCCGGAGCGGGAGACGAUCGACGACGACGCGAGCUUUCUGCGCCUCGCGACGGCGUCGCGCGCGUUUAGCAUCCGCGACGGCGACGACGGCGACUCGGACCUGGACGUCGACGACGAGGACGACGAGUUCGCGAUCGCGGCCGCGAGGUUAUCCCACGCGGUGCUGAACGCAUCGGGCGCGGGUCGCGCGCAUCAGCAGCAGCAGCCGCAGCGCGCGACGACGAGCGGCGGGAUGCCGAUCCCGACGCCGCGGCCGCUCUUCGGCGGCGCCGCGGCGACGGCGGGCGUCGGCGGCGGCGGUCGAGUCGGAAUCGGCGUCGGACCGGGCGCGACCGCGUCUGACGUGUGCACGUUCGUCUCCAGCGGUUCUUCCUUCACGGAGCAGCACUGGUACUUCUGUUACACGUGCGACUUGACCGUCUCGAAAGGGUGUUGCAGCGCGUGCGCGCGCGCGUGCCACCGCGGGCACAAGGUGGUUUACUCGCGAAAAUCGAGGUUCUUUUGCGACUGCGGCGCGGGGAGCAUCCACGGCGUGGAGUGCCAGUGCCUCACCGCCGCGGACGCGGUGAUCGCGAAGGACGCGGCGAACGCGGCGGCGAGGGCGGCGAGCGAAGCCGCGGACGCGGCGUCCGCGGCGACGCGGCUCGCGACGCGCGGCGGCGGGAUCGGACCGGUCGCCGUCGCGGACGCGAGCGACAGCGAGGCGGAGGACGACUGGAGCGCCGCUGCGGACGCGAAAGCCGGGGCGGACCUCGGCCCGCCGGAGGCGAUGCGCGCGCUCAGAAAGAUGCUCGUCGCGUCGUCGCUCGCGUCUCCGCUGGUGACGCUGUGCGAGAAGGUGAUUCGCCGCUUAGAGUCCUUCUCCGACGCGGGCGCCAGCGGCGACGGCGCGUCGGCGACGCCUCCGCGGCUGGCGCUUCCCGCCGCUCCCGGCGGCGCGAUUCGCACCGUCCCCAAGACCACGCUCGCGCACCUGCGCCGGAGCUUCAAGAGCGGAUCGUUCGAGGUUCGCUGUCGCGCGGAGCACGCCGCGCCCGCGGACUUGCAGCCCGCGAUCAUGUUGGGCGCGAUACGACGCAGCGCGCUGAGCUGCUCGAGAGGCGCCGGGCUUCUCGCCGUCGCGGAAGGGGACAAGGUGUGCGUGCUGGACGCGGGCGCGCUCGCUGGAUUGGGCGGGCCGGGCACCGUCGGCGGCGCGACCGCGACCGCGACCGCGACCGCGACCGCGACCGCGACUACGGCGGCGGCGACUACGGCGGCGGCGACGACCGCGACCGCGACGACGACGUCGGCGUCGUCGGAGCCGACGAAGGUUGGCGUCCGGCCGCUGUCGCGCAGCGGCGUGAAAUUCGAAGUCGCGCGCGUGCUCUUCAACCCCGCGAACGACGCGUACCUCGCCGUCGCUGGAUACGACAUGUGUCAAGUCUUCACGCUCGGCGCGAAGGGGGACGUGGUCGAUCGCCUGCAGGUGGGCCCGGAGCAGUGGCCGCUGGACGGCAUCCUGGGCGCGAUCAUCGACGUCCAGUGGGUCCCGGCGUCGCCGAGCCUCCUCGCCGUCACGGUGUCCUCGCAGGUUGCGAUUUUCGAUCUCGCGACGUCGUCCGUCGCGCCCGUGGCGACGGUGUCCUUGGAACCAGGCCCCGGCGGGUUGCUCGCGGCGUCUUCGUUCGCGCUGUUGAAGGGCCACCUCGCGCUGUUUCUGCUCUCGGACGAGGGCGAGGCGUACUGUCACCGCUUUGCGAACGGAUCCGUCGCGGACGACGCGCGUCGAAGCGGAGGGGACGCGACGGUGGCGAAGAGCGCGCGUCUGGAGUUGCCGGAAAAGGUGCGCGGACGCGCGGGGCUGAGCAUGACGUACUCGCUCGCGCACCAUCUCCUUCUCGCGUCGUUCGACGGCGGGUACUCCGUCGCCGCGCGCGUGGACCUCGCCUCCGGCGCCGUGAAGAGCGCCAAUCUCGUCUACGAAGGCGGCGGCGGCGGCGGCGGCGACUGCGCAGACUUUGGCCCGUGCGGGUUCGCGCACUGGGGCGACGCGUGCCCGCCGCCGCCGCCGCCGCUCGCGGGGGCGACGCCCGGUCCGAUCGCGCCGCCGCCGCCGACGUUCGUGGCGGCGUCCGCGCGGAACGACGGCGGCAUCGUCGUCGUCUCCCUCGACGAUACCCCGAGCGCGCACGCCCUGAAAGCGAGCGCGGGCGCCGCGGGGGACUCGCGCGCCGCGUCGCGAUCGUCCUCCUCGAGCUCCUUGGCGACGGCGACGGCGACGGCGACGGCGUCCUCCGCGACCGCCGCGCACGUCCUCGGCGUCGCCGCGUAUCAACCCACGGACCUCGAGUGCGCGUUUCUCCUCGUGCUCCGCGACGACGGAUCGCUGCAAGUUUUCGCGCGGGAGCCGCCGCCGCCGCCCGGCGUCUCCGCGGCGGAGCGCCAGCAGAAGCAGACGGCGCGCGCGGCGAAGAGAGCGCGCGAGCGCGUCGCCGCGGCGAUGCGGCUCGGGCAGCCGCGCGCCGGGAUCGUCGGCGGCGGCGCGGCGGCGGCGGACGAGGACGCGAACGCGAACGCGAACGCGAACGCGCUCGCGUCCGACGCGGCGGCGCCGGCGGCGCCGCCCGUCGCGUUCCCGCACGAUUUCUUCGAGAAGACCAGGUGCGUCACCUCCGAGGUCCGGUUCGGCGGCGACAUCGCGCGGCGCCUGAGCUCGGAGUCGAUUCGAUCGUCCCUCGCAGCGGACGACGCGUUCGUCGAGGCGCCCGCGCCGGGGGUGUGUAAAGUCACGAUAUCGCACGCGAAGACGGACCAGGUCAUCGCGGGGGUGCGCGUUCACGUCGGGAACGGGUCGACGUCGCAGACGCCGACGUCGCUCGCGAUCGGCAUCAGCGCGGCGGCGACGCCGUCUUCUCUCAGCGUCUCCGGACCGACGGCGGCGGCGGCGACGAACUCGGCGAACUCGGCGAACUCGGCGAACUCGAGCGGCGGCGCGGGGUCAUCGACGCCGCCGCCGCCGCCCGGGGUUCCCUCGAACGCCGCCGCCGCCUCCGCCGGGAGACGCGCCGUGACGUUUGAAAUCGGCUCGCGACGGUGGUACGACGUCCCGCUCACGGACGCGGAGAUCAUCGGCGCGGAGCGGGAGUUGACGUUAUACGCCGGUCCCGCGGUGAGUCCCGGGUUCGCAGUGAGGAUCGAUCACCUCGAGGUGUACUCGAUGACGAAGAGCGCGUUCGGGUGGGACGCGAAGACGGCCGCGGCGGCGGCGAACGCGCGCGGGAAAAACGGCGGCGUUCCCGGCGGCGGCGACGGCGAAGACGGGUUGGAGGGGAAAACCUCCACGACGCGCAUGGAGCGGUUCGCGCGCCGUCUGAGCCGCCGUCGAGAUCGCGGCUUUUGCGACGACGGCGACGAAGCGCUUCUCACGGAGAGGACGUUGCGGACGGCGUUAUCGUUGCUCGCGCGGUCCGCCGCGGAUGUCGCGACGGCGGGCGACGACGCCUUCGCCGCCGCCGCGACGACGCUGUGCUUGCGGCUGCUCGUUCCCCCCGCGCGCGACCGCGACGGAUGGAUUCCCGCGGUCGCGACGCGAAGGCUCGCGUGGAAAGCGCUUCGCGUCGUCAAGCGCGGCGUCGCGGCUGCCGCGGCGUGUAAAGACGCCGCGGCGACCGCCUCGCUCGCCGAGGCGGCGGCGGCGAUUGAACGCGCCAUCGAAGACCGCGCGACCGGCCCCACGCCCGCGGACGCGCUGCUGUUCUUGGACGCGAUACGAUCCGCCGCGCGCACGGCGACGCGACGACCGGAUUCGCUCGCGUCUUCGGACGACGCGAGAGCGUCCGUAACGUCUCUCGUGCGUGCGUUUGAGGACGCGCUCGAAGCGAGCGGCGGCGCCGUGGACCCGGAGGAGGCGGCGCCGUUUCUCGCGCGCGCCGUCGCCGCGAUCGCGGAGAAGAUCGAGACCGAGACCGACGACGUCGCGAACGACGCCGAUGCCUCUUCACACGCGCUCGCGACGUCGCUGCUCCUCGCCGGGCGCGAGGACGCGCGGCACGCGGCGUGCGCCGCGCUCACGGACGUCCUCGUUGGACCCGCGCACGCGCACCCGGGGGCGGAUUACCGAAAGUCCACGCAUCCGUUUUCGCGCGCGUCCGGCGGCGACGGCGGCGGCGGCGACGACGACGGCGCGCUCGCACUCGGCACGCCUCCAAAACAGCGCGCGACGUGGAACACGCCGCCGGCGACCGCGCCGAAGCCGGCGCCGCCCGGGACGGAAGACACGCAGUUCUCCUGCGACGUCUGCGACGUCUCCCCGAUUGUCGGGCACCGGUGGCACUGCACGCGAUGCGUCGAUUUCGAUUUAUGCGACGGGUGUUACCGCGGCGCCGCGGUCGCGCGCGCGUACCCGGCGACGCACUCGUCGUCGCACCCGAUGAUCGCGUACGAGUGCGGCGCGCGCGGGAACGCGCCGCCGGCCGCGGUCGCGAGCGUCGUGGCCGCGGAGGCGGCGGCGGCGGCGGCGACCGCCGCCGCGGAUGCUCGCGCGGCGGCGGCGGCGCCUUCGGUCGGGAGACUUCAACUCGCGAAACGACUCGCGUCCGCGAAGGACGAAGAUCUCGGCGUCGACCGCGGCACGGCCGAGCUCGCGCCGUACUUUGUACUGCUUAGGAGGCUCGUUGCCGUCCCGGCGUACGCGGCGGUUCUGGCGCCGAUCAUCGCGUCCGGCGCGGAGACCGCGGCGGCGGCGGCGGCGGCGUCGGCGGGAGGCGGCGACCCGCGCGCGACGCAGAAACUUCUCCUGCGCCUCUCCCUGCUGUCCACCGUCCUCGCGAUGGAAAAGCACAAGCACAAGGACGGCGGAGGGAUCGCGCUGUGCCCCGAGUUCGUGUCGAAUCUCCUCGCGAUCGCGCGGAGAACGCACGCGUUCGAGAUGUCAUCCGCGGCGGCGUCCGCGACUGGGGUUGACGUUUCCCCGUCGCUCGUCGUGCCGUCUUCACCGAGCGCGGCGUCGGCCUCGACCCUGAGCGCAGCGAUCGCCGCGCCCGGGUUGAAACCGGACGCCGCCGCGGUCGUGCACUGGGGCGACCCUUCCGCGUCGAACGACGAGCUCGCGGCGGACGCGAACGCGGCGAUCGCGCCCGGGGACUCAGACGAGCCCGGCGUCGCCGGGUUCGGCGCGCUUUUGAACGGAACGCCACCGUUCGGGAUCGAUCGCACGUUCGUUCAAGACACGGGUUCAAACCUCGUCGAAACGAUCGUCAGCGUCGUGCACCAGCUCGUGAAGCCCGGGGAGAAGGAGAAGCGGCGGGAACGCGAGAAGAAGCGCGCGGAGAAGGACGCGGCGGCGCGAGAGAAGACAGCCGCGGCGGCGGCGGCGGCGGCGACGACGACGACGCUCGACGACGACGCGAAGUCGUCGUGGAGCGCGCUCCUGUCCGAAAUCCUCGCGUCGCCGAAGCACAUCACGACGUCGCAGACGCGUCGCAUCGCGCGCAAGCUGUUGCUCAUCCUCGCCGGGUCCAGGGACGACUACCACGCGUCGAGAGACGAGGCGGCGCUCGCGGAUCAUUUCUCGCGCUUCGACGCCGCCGCGAUUCCGACGCCCGGUCCGUGGUACGUCGACCGCGCGCCGUACGCCGCGCUCCUCGCGUCGUCCAGCGCGCUGGCGAUGGCGACGGAGAUCGCGACCGCGCGGCCGAAGAGCUGGCGGCAGUUCACCGCGGCGCGUCCGGAUAUCUUACCGUCGAUCGCGGCGAUCGCGCCGUUCGCCACGGAGAAGACCCAGCUGGGCGUUUUGAAGCUUCUCACGUUCGCGCUUCCCGGGUCCCCGGACGUCGUGCGUCCGCGGCUUCACGGCCUUGGGUGGCUCGGGCGCGGAGACGCGAUGGAUCUCGCGAACGAGAAUGAAACCGACGCCGAUGGAGCGUUACGCAUCGUCGCCCUCGGGUUUGACGCGUUCAUUCGCGACUUUCUCGUGUCGUCGCGUUCGAGCUCGGUUCGCGCCGCCGCCGCCGCCGCCGCGCGCGCGGCGUGGCGGUCCUCGAAACCGAAAUCCAAGGAACGCGAGACGAUCGCGAACGCAUUGUUCUCCAUUCUCCCUUCGCUGACGCCGUACGGCGACGCCGCGGCGGAAGCGAUGGACCUCGCGCGUUGGCUCCUCGCUCGCGACGACGAAGAAGGCGUCGGCGCCUCCGCGGCGAUGUCGUCGGACGUCGUCGAAGCCUUCACGGACGCGACGAUACGCGCGAUUCAAACGCUGUCGUCGCACGACAACGCGCCCGCGUACGCGUCGCUGCGCGACGUCGUCGACCUCAGCGGCGGACAGUACUGGUUAGAGACCGCGCCGGGACUGGCGCGGGCGAGUCUGUGCGGCGCCGGCGGCGACGCCGACGACGCCUCGGCGGAGCCGUUUCGACGAACGAAGAUCGACACCUCGCGCGCGGAGGUGCGAUUCACCGAGCGCGCGAUCGUCUCGAAGCUGUUGAACCGCUCGCUCGUGAAGUCCGUGAUCGUGAACAUUCACAACCCGGGGCGGACGAUCCAGAUCCGACGGCUCGCGAUUUACCGCACGACAUCCGUCGCCGCCGAGGUUUCGAGGCUCCGGUCGGAUCGAUCGACGUGGAAAAAAGUCGCCACGGCGACGAUCGCUCCGGGCGCGACGGAGGCGGUCGUGGACCUCCCGACGCCGCUCAUUUUCGCCGGGUGCGUCGUCGAGCUCACCGCGUUCCACGUGAACCUCCACGCGAGGGCGCAGGAGAUUUUGCAGUGCCCGCGGUGCUCGCGUCACGUCACGGAUAAGCACGGCGUCUGCCGUCACUGCCGCGAAAACGCGCAUCAGUGUCGGCACUGCCGGAACAUCAACUACGAGCACCCGAACGCGUUCGUGUGCAACGAGUGCGGGCACUCCAAGCACGCGCGAAUCGAGAUCACGUUAGAAUGUAAGCUCGCGGGCGGGUACCCGCGCGUGAGAAGCGAAGAGGAAGCCGCGAAAGCGGUCGCGGAGCUCGAAGCCGAGAGCGCGACGGCGGCGAGGGCGAGGGACGCCGUCGCCGCGCUCAAGCCGCAACUUUUACGCGCGCUGCAUCCGCGCGAAGACGACGUCGGCGGCGACCGCGACCGCGACCGCGACCGCGACCGCGACCGCCCGCGCGGCGGCGCGCACGGCGAACGGAGUGUCGUGAGCGUCGACGGCGGCGUGAACCACGCCGUGAACGCCGUGGGGGCGAUGUACGACGGGCGGUGUAAGCUCGCGAGUCUGGACGUCGCCAACGCGGAGAAGCGUCGGAUGGAAAUUCAGGCGUCGUUGGCUGAGUUCGCCUCCUCGCGCGCGGCGGAACGCGCGGGCGACGGCGACGAGGGGAAAGAGAGAAGAAGAAUGCUACCGCCGCUGCUGCCGCCGACGACGCACUACGGCUGCGUCGAGACGUUCGUCGCGCUCGCGCUGCCCGUGUGCGCGUCGCUCGCGUCGCCGCCGCGCGACCGCGACCGCGACCACGGCGGCGGCGGCGGCGGCGGCGGCUUCUUCGCCGCCGCGGGCGCCGCGGCGACGCUGAUCGACCGCGGGUUACACCGCGCGCUCUUGAUCGACGCCGCGAGGUCUGUCCUGCGAUCCACCACCGCGAGAGCCACGGCGAGGGAGCUCAUCGCGUCCCUCGCGUCGUCGUCCGCGGCGGUCGUCGAGGAGAUUUGCGCCGGGAUCGCGUCUCGCGUCGACGCGGCGUUCGCGCGCGCCGGCCCGCGCGGCGCCCUCGCCCCGGAGACCCUCGCUUCCGUGUCCGACGACUGCAGGCUCCUCGAGGAGCUCACGAAGGACAUGGACCUCGAGUCUAAGUUCGGAAUCGACCUCGGCGGCGGCGAGGGAGGAGGAGGGAACGGAUACGUCUCGACGAACGAUCCAGACGCGGACGACGCGUUUCCAUUCUUUUCGGAGCAUCGCGACGGCCUCGCGAGCGAAGACCUCGUCUCGCUCGCGGGCAUCACCCUCGACGAAACCGGCGGCGGCGGCGUCGACGGCGUCGCUCUCAACGACGACGACCCGUUCGCGUCGUCGUCGACGCCGAGUCGACGCGUGGUAAAGCGCGCGCGCGGCGCGAUCCCGCACGCGGCGAAGCUCACGUUGGACCUCGCGCGCCGCGCCGCCGCCGUCGGCGGCGAACGCAACGCGACGCUCUGCGCGCGUCUGAUUCUCCCCGCGCUCGCGCUGCUCAGAGGCCCGGCGUCGUCGCCCGCGGCGUGCCGCGCGCCCGUCGCGCGCGCGAUGCUCGCGCUCGCGCCGCCGCCGCCGCCCCCGGACGCGCGGAACUCGGGUGGGGACGCGACGUCGCUCAUCGUCGCGAUUCGCGUCGCGCGCGCGUGGCGCGACAUCGCCGCGGCGCGGCGAAACCUCCGUCCGGGCGACGGCGUCGGCUCCGCGACGUCCGUGUUCGCGUCCAUCGUCGCGGAGAACGCGCCCGGGAUGGACUGGGACGAGGACGACCUCAGCGCCGUGCGUGGCGCCGCGACGUGGGCGACGCGGCUUCUCCUCGCCCCCGGGAGCGCCGACGUUCGAAGAGAAGCGAGCGCCGUCGCGAGAUACCUCGCGUCGGACGGCGACGUGCAGCGCUACGCGAUUCUCGACGCGGUCGCGCGCGCGCUGCCGACCGCCUGCGCGGCCGCCGCGGACGCGUCCACCGCGCACGCGGACGUCGGCGCGUGCGUCAGCGACGAGUACUUCGAGCUCCUGAGCGCGAUGCUCCAGGAGGACGUCAUCGCGCGGCGGUUCCUCGCGCGACGCGGCGCCGUCGCGGCGGUGGCGGAGCAGCUCGCGAAGGAGACGUCGCGAAUCGCCGCCGCGGACGCCGCGGGCGCCGCGGACCCGGACGCCGGGCUCGUGCUCGGACGGCUCGUGGAUCUGCUCAUCGGUCUCUCUCGCGCGCGCGUCGUCGUGCGCGAGGACGACGACGGAAACGGCGGAGGCGAAGGCGAAGGCGGCGGCUACGAAGAGAUUGAAGACGACGCCGCGAUGGCGGACGCGCUGUUGAAAUCUCCGGGGGCGCUGGAGACGAUUCUGCGAUGCUCUCUCGCGGCGAAAUCGCUCGUCGCCGCGCGCACGGUCGCGACCGCCGCGGCGGAGGCGGACCUUUCAGCGCUCGCGUACCGAGCCGCGGAGGCGAACGCGCGCGCGCACGAGACGCUCGUGUUCGCCGCCGUCGCGGAGGCGCGACGCACGGCGGCACGCGCGGGCUUCGGAUUCGGCGGCGGCGCGGCGGACGCGCCGCGAGCGUCCUUCUCGUCUCUCCCGCCCGCGCCCGCGGGGCACGUCCUCGCCGCGCUCGCGAAGCUCCUGCUCCCGGACGCGAACGACGCGAAAGUGUCGUAUCCGCUGCGGCUCGUCAAGUCGCAGACCCAGGAGGAGUUUAUUCGCGGACACAUGACGAGUAACCCGUACGACGCGUCUGACAUUGGCGCGGAGACGAUGCGGGACGUGAAAAAUUUCGUGUGCGUCUCGUUGGAGAUGCACGGCCUGUGCGACGACGACUUUGGCAUGGAGCUUCUCGUCGCCGGUCGGAUCGUGUCCCUCGAUUUGAGCGUGAAGGACGUGUACGAGCGCGUGUGGAGGAAAGCGUUGGACGACGGCGACGUCGCGGCGCCCGCGCCGCAGCGGCGGCAUCUCCUCGACGACGACGACGAGGACGACUACGAUUACGACGAAGAAGGCGGAGGAUACGCCGGCCUCGGCCACGGCCACGGUCACGGCCACGGUCACGGUCACGGCCACGGUCACGGCGCGAGCGCUGGGACGAUGGUCGUGACGUACCGCCUCCAAGGCCUGGACGGCGAAGCCACGGAGGAGAUGGUCAGCGAACUCGAAGAGGACGAGGGCGAAAAAGCAGACCCGGAGGAAGCGUUCGCCGGUCACCUCUCUCGUGCGCGAGGGCGACGGCCUCGCGCCUUUACUCUCUCUGAUCCCUCUUCUCUCCUCCGGCGCGAACGCGAACGCGAACGCGAACGACGACGCGAACGACGAGGUAAAUACCGGUGAUAACGCAGCAUCCCUCGGCUCGUUGACCGUGAGCGCGGUCGAGACGGGGGCGACGUUGAUGCGCGUCCUCGCUGCCACCGCGGAGCUGCGGCUCAACCGCCGCGCGUUGCUCAAUCUCGGCGCGCUGCCCGUGCUCCUCUCCGAAGCCGCGUCCGUGUUUAGCAUC
Molecule: messenger RNA, 16255 nt
Organism: Micromonas pusilla CCMP1545
Lineage: Eukaryota; Viridiplantae; Chlorophyta; Mamiellophyceae; Mamiellales; Mamiellaceae
Exons: 2
Coding region: 1-16089 (5362 amino acids)
Molecular function (GO): zinc ion binding
Source: RefSeq, a predicted model, not a curated record